Manacus vitellinus (golden-collared manakin) is the source of this 3338-nucleotide messenger RNA. RefSeq names its product sorting nexin 25 (gene SNX25). Gene Ontology annotation, molecular function: phosphatidylinositol binding. The coding region runs from base 58 to 2577 and encodes 839 amino acids. The transcript has 18 exons. Gene Ontology annotation, cellular component: early endosome membrane; intracellular membrane-bounded organelle. NCBI's taxonomy places the organism in Eukaryota, Metazoa, Chordata, Aves, Passeriformes, Pipridae. The record is from RefSeq and is a predicted model, not a curated record.
UGGUCUGGAAGCUCCCAUGAUUCAAUCCAAUCAAGGAGAGUGGUUAUUUCUCACAAUAUGGAUAAAGCACUGAAAGAAGUGUUUGACUACAGCUAUAGAGAUUACAUCCUGUCCUGGUAUGGGCAACUCAGCAGAGAUGAAGGGCAGCUGUACCAGCUGCUAUCUGAAGACUUUUGGGAGAUUGCCAAGCAGCUGCGACAGAGGCUGAGUCACAUUGAUGUAGUUAAAGUUGUCUGCAAUGAUGUAGUGAAAGCUUUACUCUCGCACUUCUGUGACCUUAAAGGAGCCAAUGCCAGGCAGGAAGAUCCACCAAGACCUUUUUUGCUGCACUCAUGCUUGAGGAGCUCUGAUGAAGAAGUAAGAUUUCUGCAAAAAUGUUCUCAAGUCCUGGUGUAUUGUCUCCUACCCUCAAAGGAUGUCCAAUCUGUCAGCUUGCGCAUAGUCCUUGCAGAAAUACUUGCAACAAAAGUACUGAAACCAGUGGUGGAAUUGCUGAGUGAUCCAGAUUAUAUUAACCGAAUGCUACUCAGCCAGCUGGAGUACAGAGAACAGAUGAAUGAACAUCAGAAGAAAGACUACACAUAUGCUCCUUCUUAUGAGGAGUUCAUCAAGCUCAUCAACAGCAGCUCCGAUGUUGAGUUCCUGAAACAACUGAGGUAUCAAAUUGUAGUGGAAAUAGUUCAGGCAACCACAAUCAGCAAUAUUCCCCAAAUGAAGAGGCAGAAAGAUUCAAAGGGAAAAGAAACUGCAGCAAUGAAAGCUGACCUACUAAGGGCUCGCAAUGUGAAGAGGUAUAUCAAUCAGCUGACGGUGGCAAAGAAGCAAUGUGAGAAGAGAAUAAGGCUCCUGGGAGGGCCUGCUUAUGAUCAGCAGGAAGAUGGCAUUUCUGAUGAAGGUGAUGGCCCUCAGAGUCAGAAGAUUCUUCAGUUUGAAGAAAUUUUGGCCAACCCGUCAUACCGAGAGCACUUCCGAAUCUAUAUGGAAAGGAUGGACAAGGCGGCUUUGAUCGGUCUUUGGGAGUCUGUGGAGAAUCUGAAGAGUGCUAACAAGUCUGAAAUACCUCAGCUGGUGAGUGAAAUUUAUCAGAAUUUUUUUGUGGAAAGCAGAGAAAUACCUGUGGAAAAAUCCCUUUAUAAAGAAAUACAGCAAAGUCUUGUGGGAAAUAAAGGCAUUGAAGUAUUCUACAGAAUUCAGGCAGAUGUUUACGAAACUCUAAAGGACAGAUACUACCCCUCAUUCAUUGUCAGUGAUUUAUAUGAGAGAUCAGUCAAGAAGGAAGAAGAAAGAAGUUCUGCUCAGCUGACUCCUGAGGACAAAGAUGAAGUGAGCCAAGGUUGUGAAGAAGCUACUGAAGAAUGCAGCACAAGAAUUAAUGAACAGGCCAGUUAUGCUGUUAAUAAACUUCGCCAGCUAAAUGACAAGCUUGAGUAUAAGAAACAGGCUCUAAAUUCCAUAUGUAAUUCACCAAAACCCGACAAAAAGAUUGUUUCUAAGCUGAAAGAUGAAAUUACUCUGAUGGAGAGAGAGCACAGUGAUCUUCAGCUGCACAUUGCAAGAACGGACUGGUGGUGUGAGAAUCUUGGCAUGUGGAAAGCCUUCAUUGUCUCAGGAGAGGUUUUAGAAGAGAAUGGAGAACAAGUGCCCUGUUACUCUGUCAUGGUGAGUUUACAAGAAGUUGGUGGAGCUGAAACUAAGAACUGGACUGUUCCCAGGAAGCUCAAUGAGUUUCAGAACCUACACCGCAAACUCAGUGAGUGUUUUCCAUCAUUAAAAAAAGUUCAGUUGCCUUCUCUCAGCAAGCUGCCCUUCAAAUCCAUAGACCAGAAAUUCAUGGAGAAAUCCAAGAACCAGCUUAAUAACUUUCUGCAGAAAUUACUCUCUGAUGAAAGACUCUGCCAGAGUGAAGCACUUUAUGCCUUCUUGAGUCCUUCCCCAGAGCACCUCAAAGUUAUUGAUGUGCAAGGAAAGAAGUCGUCUUUUUCACUCUCCUCAUUUCUUGAACGACUUCCUGGUGAUUUGUUUUCUCAUCAGGAGGAAGAAACAGAAGAGGAUAGUGACCUGUCGGACUAUGGAGAGGAGGUGGAUGGGAAAAAGGACUCUCUUGCUGAACCAUGUUUCAUGCUGAUUGGAGAGAUUUUUGAACUGCGAGGAAUGUUCAAAUGGGUCAGAAAAACAUUAAUUGCACUAGUACAAGUCACUUUUGGAAGAACUAUCAACAAGCAAAUCCGUGACACUGUACACUGGAUGUUCAGUGAACCAAUGCUUGUUUACUACAUUGGUGUGUUUCGAGAUGCUUUUUGGCCAAAUGGAAAGUUAGCACCACCACCGAGAGCCAAGAGCGAUGAACAAAAGCAAGAGACAAAACAGAGAGCACAGCAAAAACUGCUUGAAAACAUUCCAGAUACUCUGCAGAAUCUUGUUGGACAACAAAAUGCCCGUCAUGGUGUAGUGAAAGUGUUCAAUGCGUUGCAAGAAAGGAAGGCUAACAAGCAUCUACUUUAUGUUUUGCUGGAACUGCUGCUAACUGAGCUGUGUCCUGAGCUGAGAGCUCAUUUAGAGCAGCUUAAUGCCACUUAGGUUUGAAUCUGCACAACUGGACCACUAGAGAAAUGUCUAUGUUCGAUAAUAGACAUGAAACUUAUUUUCCUCUUUUCCAUAGAGGGCUGAGGACUAUGAUUAUUUUUAGCAUUUUUCUUUCCUCUUGAGUUUUUUUGUGAAGUAAACAGACUUGAAAAGAUCUGAUGCUGUAGUAGGGUAGACAAAACAAUGCUGUAUAGCUGCCAAUUUUUAUUUAAAUUGUUCUAUUUGACUACUCUUCUGUUUCAAAUAUAGAUUGAAAAAUAAAUGUUCAUAUAUGCUGAAAGAAACCAGAAAAUAUUUUAAACAUUUAUGAAAAGAAAUUUUGCUUAUAGUGGAAAACUAAUGAAUGUUGUACAGUUCUAAUCUCCUCACUGAGGAUCUGAGCAUUCCUCUUUUUUUUCUUGUGUAUUGAAAAAGCCUUGUUGUGCAAUACUACAUGUAAAGCUAUUGUGAAAAUUUUAUCAAUUUUGUUUUUACCAAAGAUUUCCUGUAGUUUGAAGCAUUUGUAAGCAAUAAAUAUCACAACUGGAUUGCAGUAUUUGAUAGUGAGGCUGUACUGACAACUAAUGAAUGAGUUUGACAGCACUAGUUUCAUAAGAAAUAUCUACAUUGCUUUGAAGUCUGUGUCAAAAUUAUGUAUUGUAAACUGGUAUGUCCUAACAGAAUGCCUGUGUUAAAUGUUAGUUCAGAGAUCACUGCUUAUGAAUUGCUUCUAUGAAUGAUCAAGCAGACAUUUAAUUAAACCAUUCUAAUAACUU